This is a messenger RNA of Morchella importuna, 291 nucleotides long. RefSeq lists its product as uncharacterized. The transcript is spliced from 3 exons. Gene Ontology annotation, biological process: mitochondrial respiratory chain complex IV assembly. The record is from RefSeq and is a predicted model, not a curated record. NCBI's taxonomy places the organism in Eukaryota, Fungi, Ascomycota, Pezizomycetes, Pezizales, Morchellaceae. Gene Ontology annotation, cellular component: mitochondrial inner membrane. The coding region runs from base 1 to 291 and encodes 96 amino acids.
AUGAUACCUACACGAAGACUCCUAGGCCCAGUAGCCCCUCGCUCGUCAUACUACCAGUCCGACUAUACACAAGGGCCGUCUCUCAUUCGUGCUCGGAAACCCUUUUUGGUCAAGAACCUUCUCACCGGCGCCGCUAUUCUGGCGCUGACUGGGUCAAUCUACCUCUACACAAUCAAGGCUGUCGCCCAGGACAACUUUGAGGAUGUAACAGUACCAGAUGCACCCACCCAGCCUGCAAAGACACCGAAUGUGGGCACUAGUACUAUCACAAGUGGACCUUUAGGAAAAUGA